AAGAAAUCGAAUCUGUCCAGUCUCUGUUGUACUUCCUGUUGCUUUUUUUUUGUUGCACUGUGGAGAUGUUGGGGAGUCUGUGGCUGGUCUGCUUUUGCUUCUGCUUCACCUGCGCUGAAGCUCACAUCUGGGCUUGGAUGCUCAAUAUACCUCACAUCCCUCCCAAGGAAGGACCAAAAGCACUUACUGCUCCUGUCGUGAAGCCAGCCACGGCUGCAUGUGACCAUGACCGGGCUUGCGGGCGAGGUUUCUCGUGCGAUCGCCACUUCGGCCUGUGUGUGCCUUUGCGAGGGGAGGGCCAUUACUGUCGCAGGGAUGCCCAGUGUGUUCGCGGACUCAGUUGCAUGUUUGGGAAAUGUCACCGCAGCAUCCCCAGUGGGCAAGAGGGUGCUCGGUGUAAAGUGGACCGGGACUGUGGGGCAUCGAUGUGUUGUGCCCGACACCAUGGUGAGCAAGUGUGCAAGAGACGCCUGACCCAUGGUGAAAGCUGUUACGUGCCUGACGGUGGCCUGGCAUUCAGCAUCAACCAGAUCUGCCCGUGUGUUGAGGGACUACUAUGUCGUGAAAACAGUGCACCACACAGGAGAGCGAGGGAUUUUAUUUACCAGCCUGACCAUAAAAGUUGGACCUGCCAAGCACCCAAACCCUGA
Thalassophryne amazonica is the source of this 650-nucleotide messenger RNA. Its product is annotated as dickkopf-related protein 3-like. NCBI's taxonomy places the organism in Eukaryota, Metazoa, Chordata, Actinopteri, Batrachoidiformes, Batrachoididae. Gene Ontology annotation, biological process: negative regulation of canonical Wnt signaling pathway; multicellular organism development. The record is from RefSeq and is a predicted model, not a curated record. Gene Ontology annotation, cellular component: extracellular region. The coding region runs from base 66 to 650 and encodes 194 amino acids. Gene Ontology annotation, molecular function: co-receptor binding; receptor antagonist activity. The transcript has 4 exons.